Messenger RNA from Tetrahymena thermophila SB210, 2457 nucleotides. Its product is annotated as transmembrane protein, putative. The transcript is spliced from 4 exons. NCBI's taxonomy places the organism in Eukaryota, Ciliophora, Oligohymenophorea, Hymenostomatida, Tetrahymenidae. The record is from RefSeq and is a predicted model, not a curated record.
AUGGUUUCUCUACAAUCUCAAAAUAUUUUUGAAGCUAAAAUUGCUCUCUUAAUAACAUUUUUAUUAUAACCAUAUAUUACAUUUGCUUAUGUUUAUACCGGAAUAUGGCAAAGUAAUGUCACUAUCUAAAAUGCAAAUCUGGACAGCUCAAAUACUUCCUUUAUUCUUACAUAACAGAUCUAAAACUGUCCUUACUAAAAAUAAUAUCUAAUAACCCCUUAUUAUUUAGACUUACUUAUCAACAACAAUAAUAAUAACAUUUAAUUUAACAUUUCUAUGACAUAAUAAGCUAGUCAAGUAGCAUUUAGCAUAACAAACGAAUAUAAAAUUUCUUUUUAAAUAGCAGAAAUAUGUCUCAAAAAUGCUUAUGUAAAGCAAAUUAAAAUAGUAAAUCCAGUCUUUGACUCAAAUUAAUAGUAUUAUUUCUAUGAUGAAAAACCUACAAAUUUUAUUAAAGGAAUGCGAGCUUAUGGAUUUAUAACAGGUUUUACUUCAUCAAAAUCAACUGAUUACAGUUUAUAUUUAGAAUAAAGUUCAGCCAAUUUUACAGGAUUUAAUUUCAGAUUCUCAACUAGAUCAUAAAGCUAAAUUAAAGAAAUAAACUUUAAUUAUAUCUAUUUCAGUGAUAAUUAAUAGUAUAAGAACUACUAUAGCAUUCAAUCAGAUUAUUAAUAUGGUCAAAUUGAUAUGAAUUAAAAUUAGUAUCCAAUUUAUUCAUCAGUUAAUUUAGAUAAAAUUAGAUCAACAACAAACAGUCGUAUUUCUAUUUCAUUCUGCACUAAAAAUUAUGUUAACACUCUCUAUAGCAUAAGUGGAUUUAAUUUUUGUUCAGAUCCAUAAAUUUGUGAUGGUAUAAGAGCUAAAAUUUCUUUUGAUUACAAAACUAAUUACUUCAACUACAGCACUUGGGGGACCUCAUAAAUUAAAAGCAUAACGAGUUUUUUUUUGUAGUUUUAAAUGCUUAACUGCUAUCUAAACAAUAAUCAAUAAUAAGUUAAUUACUAAGAUCAAUGCGUAGAUACUUGCCCAGUUGGAUAAAAAGUUAUUGAUACAACGAAUGACUCCAGAUAAAUUUGCUAACCUUGCACAAAUUAGAAGUGCUUGACAUGUAAUUAAGAUUCUUGUACUAGUUGCUAGUCCAAUACCCCAUUUUUGUUUGAAUAGAAUUGCCAAGAAAAAUAACCUUAAAACACUUAUUGUUCUUAAUAAAUAGAUUAAUACAUAUGCAGUAAAUGCCCUACUGACUGUCCUAAUUUUUGUGAUAAAGAUGGAAAUUGUAUAAAAUGUCCAAGCGGCUAAUAUUAUUAUCAUUAAUAAUGUUUUACAGGAAAUCCUCCUCCAAAUACGUACUACGACUAAAACUAAAAAGAAUACUAUGAUUGUCACAUAUCUUGCUUGACUUGUUCUGGAGGUUCAAAUUAAGAAUGCAAUAGUUGUGAUACAACUUAAUUUACCCUGGUAAGUAAUUCGAUGUGUUUUUGUACAGAUCAAACUAAGGGUCUUAACACUUAAAAUGGAAACUGUUAAACAUGCCAAGCUUAAGGUUGCCAAGAUUGUUCUCUAAAUUAUAAGAUAUGUUAAACAUGUUAAAUAGGAAUGAAAUUAAAUAAUAACUAAGCUUGUGAUUGUGAAGAUCCUUCUUAAAAUUUCGUGAGUGAACUCAACCAAUGUGCAACAUAAUACAAAUUAAUAAAUUGCUAAUAACCAUACUCAUAUAACUUGUAUUGCAAUAAAUGUCUGGAAGGAUAUUACAACAUUUAAGGUAUUUGUAAGCUAUGCAGCAAAGGAUAUUAUGCUACAGAUGACAAUUAGUGCAUUGGCAAAUGCCCUCAGUAUUGCAUUAAUUGUUUAAACAGUACUUCUUGUUUAUAAUAUGAUGAUAGCAUACCUUGUUAUUAUGCUUGUUCCUCUUGUACUAUUCCGAAUUCGAAAAAUUCGUGUAGUUCUUGCAUUUCUAAAACUAGAUUUUUUAAUUUAAAAACUAACUCAUGUGAUUGUGUAGACGGUUAUGAAGAAAGUGGAGAAGUUGACUGCAAAUAAAUACCCAAUCCUAUUAGUAGCAGCUUAGUUAAUUCUUUGACUAAUUAUUUUGAGGCCUCCUUUUAUAUUUAAAUGCCAUUUAUUUUCCUUCCAGCAUUCGCUUUUGCAUAAUAUUCUUUUCAUCUUCAAUAAUACAUUGGAAUACUCUCCCUAUUGUAAGAGAAUAGAGGAAAAAAUUUGAGAAAGUAAUUAACUGGAUAUUUUAACAGAUACAAUUUUUACAGUAAUCCAUAAGGAGAUUAAACCUAAUUAACUUAAAGUCUAAUAGAAUGUCUAAAAUAAAAUGACUAUAAUAGAAGUGCAAAAAUAAAUAAUUAAAUCAGCAUGGACUAAAUUCCCAAAUAAUUAGAUACAGAAAUGAUCAGCGAUAUAUUAAGUUCUUCUAAGUCUAGUUCUAAACCACUGCGCAUGAAAUGA